GUGGAAAACACGGACAUCCAAGUUUCAAAUUUAUAACCUAAGAUUUUUUACCUUAAAUUUUACUUCCCUUCAACCCUCCCAUGAUGUUUUACAUUUUUGAAGCACAAACCAAGACCGAAAUAUCCUUCAUAACUUAUACAGGCCCCUAAUUUGAUAUACAGUACAUUAGUGUAUAUUAUCCGCCCAACUGAUCAUUGGUUAAGAAUUAUUACUACAAAAUGUCAACUUGUUUGUACAAUUGGCUUUCCCUUACACAUCAGAAGACUAUGAAGUUAAGUAAGUUUCCACCAACUAUCAUCAACUAUGAGAAUAUGGUUGACUGUUAGCAGAAAAAUCCAGAAGAAAAGUCCGGCAUUUCUCCUUGGUCAGAUUGUUAAAUUAGCACAGUUUUCUCUCCAUGGUCAGGUAAUAAGGGGAAAAUGUUGAAAUUGACACUCUUGAAGCCGCUGCUUCUCUUGUUUGCAUUGUUCUUUUUGCAAAGUUGCAGUCUUUGCACAGCUGCGGACACCAUUUCAAUUGCACAUCCCAUUAAGGACCCUGAAGAAAUUGUUUCAUCUGGGCAGACAUUCAAGUUGGGAUUUUUCAGCCCGGGAAACAUUAGUGAUAAUCGGUAUGUCGGAGUCAUGAUGAAUAUCCCUUCUCAAACCGUUAUUUGGGUUGCAAACAGAGAUCGGCCAUUGAGGGAUUCAUCAGGGUUUGUAACAGUUUCUGAGGAUGGCAACCUUGUAGUCAUGAAUGGGCAAAAACAGAUUCUUUGGUCUUCCAAUGUUUCAUUUCCAAUUGCAAAUUCCAGCGCCCAGUUAUUGGACAGUGGAGAUUUGGUUUUGAGAGAAAACUCCAAUGGAAGAAUUUUAUGGGGAAGUUUUCAAAUUCCUACAGAUUCUUUUCUGCAAGAUAUGAGGCUUGGUGGGAAUACAAAUAACAAUAUCAAGCUAACUUCUUGGAGAAGCCCAACUGAUCCAUCAGUUGGAAAUUUCUCUUUUGGGAUUGACCCUUUAAGGAUGCCUGAAUUCUUCAUUUGGAAUGGAAGUAAGCCUUACUGGCGCAGCGGUCCAUGGAACGGCAAUGUAUAUAUUGGAGUACCUGGGAUGAGUUCUGGAUAUCAGAAUAGAUUCGAAUUAGUUAAUGAUAAAGGGUCUGUGUUUUUCACUCAUUCAUUCUUCAAUGAUUCGGCAUCGAUGUACUAUGUACUCAGCUCAUCCGGGAUUUUACUGGAGAACAUUUUGUACAAGGGAAGUGCGAAUUCAAAGAUAACAUGGACAAGUUUACGAAGUGAAUGCGAUGUGUAUGGAAAAUGUGGCCCUUUUGGAAUCUGUGAUCCUCAACAUAAGCCGAUUUGUACAUGUUUGCGUGGUUUUGAGCCGACAGACAAGGAAGAGUGGGACAAAGGAAACUGGACUGGCGGAUGCUCAAGAAAGGCAAUGCUGCAAUGCAACAUGAACAAUUCUUCUGUUCACAAUGGGAAACCAGAUGGUUUCUUAAAGUUUGACAAUGUAAAGGUUCCCGAUUUUGCUGAUUUAGUCGAGUUCCUCAAGGCGAAUACUGAAGAACAAUGUGGUAACCUGUGCAUGCAAAAUUGCUCAUGUGUAGCUUAUUCUUAUAAUAGAGGCAUUGGUUGUAUGCAUUGGAGUAAUGGCAUAAUUGAUAUCCAACAGUUCUCUUUCGAUGGGGCAGAUUUAUACAUUCGGCUUACCUUCUCCGAGCUAGAUCAUGUGAAAGGCAAAAGGAAACAAAAAGCAGUGGUUGCAAGUAUAGUGAGCAUUGGAUCUGUGUUCAUUGCCAUAUCUGCAUACUUUGUGUGGAAGUGCUUGACUAAAUAUAGAGGGAAAGCAUCCAGAAUGGGAGUUCUUCUAGACAAUAUAGAUCAACCAAAGAUUGAAGAGCUGCCACUGUAUAGUUUUGAAACACUGACCAAAGCAACUGGUAAUUUUGACUUGAAGAAUAAGCUAGGAGAAGGCGGUUUUGGUCCAGUUUACAAGGGAAGGCUGUUAAAUGGUCAGGAAAUUGCAGUGAAAAGGCUUUCAAGCUCUUCUACUCAAGGAAUAAAGGAGCUUACUAAUGAAGUUGUUCUCAUAUCGAAGUUACAACACCGUAACCUUGUAAGACUCCUUGGCUGCUGUUUUGAACGCGAAGAGAAAAUGCUCAUCUACGAGUACGUGCCAAACAAAAGCUUAGAUGUUUAUCUCUCUGGUUCACAGAAGUCUGAGUUGCUUGAUUGGAGGCAAAGAGCCUUCAUCAUUGAAGGGAUAGGAAGAGGCCUCCUUUACCUUCACAGAGAUUCAAGAUUGAAAAUAAUUCAUCGGGACCUGAAAGCAAGCAACGUGCUACUAGAUAACGAGCUGAAUCCAAGAAUAUCAGAUUUUGGCUUAGCCAGAAUAUUUGGAAGCAACCAGGAUCAGGCCAACACAAACAAAGUUGUAGGGACAUAUGGUUACAUGGCCCCGGAAUACGCAAUGGGAGGUAAAUUUUCAGAGAAAUCAGAUGUGUACAGCUUCGGUGUUCUGUUAUUGGAGAUUGUAAGUGGCAAAAGAAACUCCAUUUACAAGGAUGAGAAUGAUCUGAGCCUGAUAGGUUAUGCCUGGAAACUGUGGAAUGAUAAUGGAGCCAUAAAAUUGCUAUAUGCACCAUUAUCUGAUCCAAGCAUGGAAAUGGAGGUCAUGAGAUACAUUCAUGUUGGCCUACUUUGUGUGCAAGAAAUGGCAAAAGAUAGGCCAAACAUCCCUACUGUUCUUUCCAUGCUCAACAGUGAAAUUUCUGAGCUGCCUCCUCCUAAAUUACCAGCUUAUACUGCAAGAUUAUGUCUUUCCAACAAUGAAUUUUCCCAACUCAGUUUGGAUUCUGUGAAUGACGUGACGAUAACAUCCGUUCAAGGCAGAUAACACAGGCUUUAAAACUUGAGAUGUUAGCCAAGACUCCAGAAAGUCAAGAACAUCGCGUGCUAUUCUAUCUGUUUGGAUUGAUAAAAGAGAGAAUGAGAAAUACAUGCUGCACUCCGGAUCGCGGUCAGCCAGAGGUUUUGAAAUAUCAAUUUCUUUAGGACAGAAAAGGACUCACAAUUAGUUCAUCAUUUUGAUGUGUUCCUUUUAUGAGUCCUUUUUUCUUCAAACUUGGGUACAAGAUUAUGUAAAUUUCCAUCCAACCAAGUAUUCUUUUGAAAGUUAAGAAACAAAACAAUGUUGUACUAACGAUCAUCAGAAACUUACCCGGCAAUUCUGCAGAUAGAUAGAAAUUUGGAACUGUCAAAAUAUAUGUCUCCUACCACCUUUCUUUGUACCUUUUCACUGAAAAGUGUCACAAUCUAAAUGUCCAAAUCUGUAAAGCAGCGGAAGAUACAUGGACACCCGAGUAUGCAAUAUGUGAAAAAUCUUCGGAGAAGUCAGAUUUCUAAUUAAAGCUUUGGAGGUUUGUUGUAAGAGAUUGAAGUGAAAUGAGAAAUGUGAGAUUUUCCAGUGCAGAAAAUGAUCCUUCUGGGAAGGUCUUAUAUGCCUAAUUUCUCUUAUUUUGAACCUCAUUUUUCCUGCAAUCUCAAGCCUGGAUGGAAGCUUUGACAUGAAACUGAGACACCAAACUUGAAUCAUUUUCUUCUUUACUGUUGAGAUUGAGAUUCCGUGAGUUUUUUU
This is a messenger RNA of Oldenlandia corymbosa var. corymbosa, 3620 nucleotides long. Lineage: Eukaryota; Viridiplantae; Streptophyta; Magnoliopsida; Gentianales; Rubiaceae. The record is from the annotation of a GenBank genome assembly.